GCCUCGAUGGGAGUGGUUGCUACUCCAGCUCGGAGUACAGUAGCGAGGACGAAGAUUUUGCGGAGCCGGCGUUGUCGAUGGAGCAGAGGCUGAAGAUGGCGCGAAUUUGGUUGGCCAACCCUAGCACCGCCCAUCAGUGGACUCAUGGCAUCGGUGGUGUUCUUUUGUAUGAUGACAUUUUGGAUGUUAGGUUCUAUUUUGAUGCUUCAGAAAUGUUUGAGUUGAAGCUCUGUAGUUCAGAUGUAACAUACCUGAAUAUGAUUGCAGUGAUGGAAACCCAAGGAUUUAGUGAGGCUUUGUUGGAUCAACAUCAAUUCAGAGAGGCUUUGUUGAACCUACACAUCACUCAAGAAAGAAACUUCAGAUAUCAUAGGAACUCAGAUCAAAGAAUAAUUGUAGAAUGCAACCAAAAAAAUUGCAACUUCUUUAUGGUGGCAACAGUUAUAAAAGGUGAAACUACUUUUGUAAUUAAGAAGAUGAGAAUUAAGCACACUUGCCCUACUAGUACAGAGACAACAAGGGUAAGUGCCAAGUGGCUUGCACAGAAGUAUGAGUCACUGUUCAGAUCUGAUCUAACAACUGGCAUUCAGACUUUGAUUGAUGCUUGCAUGGAGAAGUAUGGUGUGGAUGUGCCCAAGUCAAUGGCAUAUAGAGCAAAGAACAUAGCUAUUGAUGCUGUGCUAGGAGACCACAAGAAGCAAUACCCUAGGUUGAAAGACUAUGCUCAGACAGUGAUGGAUACAAACCCUGGGAGUAGAGUAGUAGUCAUUACUGUAACUUCAACACCCACUGAAAAAAUCCCCCAUCCAGGUCCAAGAUUCCAUGCUAUGUUCUAUUGCAUCAAUGGAGCAAGGGAGGGGUUUCUCAAGGGGUGCAGACCAUUCAUUGGUGUUGAUGGGUGCUUCAUUAAGUUAACUACUGGUGCUCAACUACUUGCUGCCACUGGUAGAGAUGGCAACAACAAUAUAUACCCACUAGCAUUUGGUAUUGUUGGGCAAGAGGACACACCUAACUGGUGUUGGUUUCUACACCAACUUAAAAUCUGCCUAGGAGGAGAAGAGGGACAGUUUGGUCCAUAUACAAUAAUGUCAGAUAGACAAAAGGGCCUACUAAAUGCAGUGAAUGCUGUCUUUCCUAAGUGCAACCAAAGGUUCUGCCUUAGGCAUAUCUAUGCAAACUUCCAAAAUGCUGGGUUUAGGGGGGAAGAUCUGAAGAAGUGUAUGGAUAAUGCUGCCUAUGCAUAUAGUGAACACAAAUUUAACAUUGCAAUGAAUGACCUUAGAGCUGAAUGUCAGGAAGCUUGGGAGUGGCUUUGUCAAAUACCCAAGAAAACAUGGCAAGGCAUGCAUUUGACACAAACUGCAAGACUGACCUUGUAGUUAACAAUUUGUCUGAGGUGUUCAACAAGUAUGUCCUAGAUGUUAGGAAGAAACCAAUUAGGACAAUGUGUGAUGGAAUAAAGGAAAAACAGAUGAUGAGGUGGCAUAGGAAUAGGGAGAGUGCAAAGACAGCUAGAUGGGACAUAACACCCCAUUAUAGUGAGAAGCUAGAGGUUGAGAAGGAGAGGGCCAAAUAUUGCAAACCAAUUCAAGCCGGUGUGAACUUGUGGCAGGUUACAAGUGGGCAGCAAACCCAUGCUGUUGACUUGCAAGUGCACACAUGUGGGUGCAGAAAAUGGGACCUCAGUGGCAUCCCAUGUAACCAUGCCAUCUCAGCAAUCAACAAGGGCAAAAGAAAACCAGAGGAUUAUGUCAGCAAGUUCUUCAAGAAAGAAUUUUAUGUGGCAGCUUAUGAACCAAUGAUCUAUCCAGUUCCUGGUGAGCAUGACUGGACAAAGACCCCUGGUCCAGACAUUGACCCACCUGCAUUUAAAGUGAAGAGAGGAAGAAAGAAAGAGAAGAGGAUCAAGGGGAAAUUUGAAGUUCCAAAGCCUAAGGACACAUCAAGAAUGGGGACUAUAACAUGUAGCAAUUGUGGACUGCAAGGACAUAGGUACACAAGCUGCCUCAAGCAGUUGAAGCCUGAGCUGGCUUUGAGGAAGAACAAACAUGUGCCUCUUGCAAGGAAUUCCAAUGGUGGUGGUGCUGCUACUACACCAGCAACAACAACCUCUCAUGCAGCUCCUACAACAACACCAACAGCUGGGAGAGGAGCUGGGAGAGGAGCUGGGAGAGGAGCUAGGAGAGGAGCUGGGAGAGGUGCUGCAGCAGCUCAAGCUGCUGGAAGAGGUGCUGUGAGAGGUGCUGCACCAGGUGCUGCAAGAGGUGUUGGGAGAGGGAGAGGUGCAUUCUCUGCCCCAAGACAAUCUGGUCCCUCCACAUCUACUGCUCCCUCCACAUCUGUUGCUGGGAGAGGUGCUGGUGGUAGACAUACUGGAUGGGGGAGGUACUUCUAUGCAAGUGGUAACUAGAUACUUCAUGUGGUGGUGUACAAUGUCAUCUUUGCUUUGGUGGUGUACUUUAAGAAUCAAUGCCAUAUAUGGCUUUUGUUGAUGUGGAUGCAACUUAUGAGUGAA
This is a messenger RNA of Triticum dicoccoides, 2515 nucleotides long. RefSeq lists its product as uncharacterized. The record is from RefSeq and is a predicted model, not a curated record. Lineage: Eukaryota; Viridiplantae; Streptophyta; Magnoliopsida; Poales; Poaceae. The transcript is spliced from 5 exons. The coding region runs from base 78 to 1379 and encodes 433 amino acids.